AGGAUACAUAAGAAAAUUUGAGGAGGAUGGGCAAAAACAAUUAGAUGAAGAAAUUAAAGUGGAAAUUGAUGAGAAAAUCUUCGAAAAUUUAAUGAAAAUUAAAAUUCAUCCCUUUGAUUUUCUCCAAAAUGUUGUUUAUAAUGUUAAAAUAAAACCUUUAAAUAAACGAUUUGAAAAGCUUGGAGGACAAGAAUACGAGGAAAUUGUUGAAUAUUUUAAAAAUCCAGAUAAUUUUAUAAAAAAUGAGAAAAGAAAAUUGAGAGAAAAUUCUGUAGAAUUUUUAUAUAAAGAAUUUAAAGAAAUUAAAAAAAUAUUGGAGAAGAGAAAAAAUUAUAGAAGAAAAAAUAAAGUAAUCAAAAUUAAUUUAAAAAAGAAUAAAGUUGGACAUAACAGAAUAAUUAAUUCAUUAAAUUAUCUCAAUAAUGAAUUUAAAAAUAAACAAAAAAAUAUAUUUAAUAAAGCAUGGGAUUGGAUGAAUUCCAAAAUAAAUAAAAAUGAAAAUAAAGAAAAAUUUGAUUCCGAAGUUUAUUUUAAAUUUAAAAAGGAACUUUUGAAUAUUGAUAAAAACAUUAAAAGUUUUUAUAAGUUAAAAGAAGCAAUUGAGAUUGUUAUUUCUGAAGAAAUUAAAGGCAAGUCUAGAGCAAAUAAAUUAAAUUAA
Molecule: messenger RNA, 658 nt
Organism: Meloidogyne enterolobii
Lineage: Eukaryota; Metazoa; Nematoda; Chromadorea; Rhabditida; Meloidogynidae
Source: the annotation of a GenBank genome assembly